Aspergillus oryzae RIB40 is the source of this 399-nucleotide messenger RNA. RefSeq lists its product as uncharacterized. The record is from RefSeq and is a predicted model, not a curated record. Lineage: Eukaryota; Fungi; Ascomycota; Eurotiomycetes; Eurotiales; Aspergillaceae. The transcript has a single exon. Bases 1 to 399 code for a protein of 132 amino acids.
AUGUGGUCAGACGCAACGACAGCUAUCCCCUCCAUCGAGGAGCGUCUCACUUCCCUAGAGAGGAGUAUGAGAGAGAUGACCGGCAUGCUUCGGCAGAUCUUGAAUCAAUCACCAAGCGUCUCUAAUAUCUCCGUCCCUCCGCUAGCUCGGAGUGUUCAUACGGAAGAAACGGCCUCCAUUGAAGGAAACUCAUUCGGUCCUUUCCUACCUAAACCCGUUCGGCUAAUUCAGGACCUCCAAUCUGAGUUUUUUGGGGAGACAAACCGCAUCCCUGUUGAAUCUCCUUUCUUGGGUAACAGUUUUGAGAAGGGUAUCUUAGAUUCUAAGUUGUCUCUCAAGUUGGUACAGCUGUAUGGUCACUCGUCAUGUCCAUCUGCCUCUAUAGCCGCUAAUGCUUGA